Messenger RNA from Balaenoptera ricei (Rice's whale), 1454 nucleotides. Its product is annotated as tumor necrosis factor ligand superfamily member 12. Gene Ontology annotation, molecular function: tumor necrosis factor receptor binding; receptor ligand activity. The transcript is spliced from 11 exons. Gene Ontology annotation, biological process: immune response; positive regulation of isotype switching to IgA isotypes. NCBI's taxonomy places the organism in Eukaryota, Metazoa, Chordata, Mammalia, Artiodactyla, Balaenopteridae. Gene Ontology annotation, cellular component: membrane. The coding region runs from base 130 to 1227 and encodes 365 amino acids. The record is from RefSeq and is a predicted model, not a curated record.
CCCCCCCUCCCGCCCCGUUUCCCUGGCCCCUCCCUCUCUCCAGCCCGAUCCGCCCGCCGGCUCCCCCUCCCCCGAUCCCUCGGGUCCCGGGAUGGGGGGGCGGUGAGGCAGGCACAGCCCCCCGCCCCCAUGGCCGCCCGUCGGAGCCAGAGGCGGAGGGGGCGCCGGGGGGAGCCGGGCACCGCCCUGCUGGCCGCGCUCGUGCUGGGCCUGGGCCUGGCGCUGGCCUGCCUUGGCCUCCUGCUGGCCGUGGUCAGCCUGGGAAGCCGGGCAUCGCUGUCUGCCCAGCAGGAGCCUUCCCAGGGGGACCUGGUGGCAGAGGAGGACCCCGACCCGCUGGACCUGAAUCCCCAGACAGAGGAGCGCCAGGAUACCCUGCCUUUCCUGAAACUGGUUCGGCCUCGAAGGAGUGCACCUAAAGGCCGGAAACCACGGGCGCGCAGAGCGAUUGCAGCCCACUAUGAAGUUCACCCACGACUGGGACAGGAUGGAGCGCAGGCGGCCCCCAAAGGGCCCCCGGGAGACAUGGGGGGCCCAGUCCGAGAGCCGGCACUCUCAGUUGCCCUCUGGUUGAGUUGGGGGGCGGCUCUGGGGGCUGUGGCUUGUGCCAUGGUUCUGCUGACCCAACAAACAGAGCUGCAGACCUUAAGGAGAGAGGUGACCCGGCUGCAGAGGACCGGCGGGCCCUCCGAGAAGGGGGAAGGGUAUCUGUGGCUGAGCCUCCGGGAGCAGAGCUCUGAUGGCGUGGAAGCCCGGGAGAAUGGGGAGAGAUCCCGGAGAAGGAGAGCAGUGCUCACCAAAAAACAGAAGAAGAAGCGCUCAGUCCUUCAUCUCGUUCCCGUUAACAUCACCUCCAAGGAGGACUCUGAUGUGACAGAGGUGAUGUGGCAACCAGCUCUCUGGCGUGGGAGAGGCCUGGAGGCCCAAGGAUAUGUCAUUCGAGUCUGGGAUGCUGGAGUUUAUCUGCUGUACAGCCAGGUCUUGUUUCAUGAUGUGACUUUCACCAUGGGUCAGAUGGUAUCCCGGGAGGGCCAGGGAAGGCAGGAGACUCUAUUCCGAUGUAUACGAAGCAUGCCCUCCAACCCCGACUGGGCCUACAAUAGCUGUUACAGCGCAGGUGUCUUCCAUUUACACCAGGGGGAUACCCUGAGUGUCAUAAUCCCCCGGGCAAGGGCGAAACUUAGCCUCUCUCCACAUGGAACCUUCCUGGGGCUUGUGAAACUGUGAUUGUGUUGUAAAAGGUGGUUCUGAGCUUGGAAGACCAGGGUGGGUUCAUUUUGGAGACAGCCCAGAGCUGACCAGACAAAGGACAGGGAACAGUCAGGAACAGAGGCCUCUUCUGGGUUUGACUGGAAUCCCAGGUUUGACAGCUCGUGACUCUCCCUUCCUCUCUUCUCCCCCCCACCGCACCCCCAGGACUUCGAAUUCAUGGAUAUUAAAGAGGUAGUAGAAUA